CCCAACCGCGACUGAGCCGCCGCAAGCAAUCAUGAAAUACGUGCUCGUUUCCGGAGGUGUGAUCAGCGGCGUGGGGAAGGGCAUUAUAGCCUCUUCGACGGGCUUGCUGCUGAAGACGCAGGGCCUGAAGGUGUCGUCUAUCAAGGUCGAUCCGUACCUCAAUGUCGAUGCCGGGACUAUGAACCCUCGCGAGCACGGCGAGGUCUUCGUCCUGUCCGACGGCGGCGAAGUCGAUCUCGAUCUCGGCAACUACGAGCGCUACCUCAAUAUCACCCUCACGCGCGACAACAACAUCACGACUGGCAAGAUCUAUCAGCAUGUGAUUGAGCAGGAGCGCAAGGGCACGUAUCUGGGCAAGACGGUCCAGGUAGUCCCGCAUAUUACGGAUGCGAUUCAGGACUGGAUCGAGCGCGUUGCGCGGAUACCCGUCGACGACACGAACGAGGUGCCGGAUGUGUGCAUAAUUGAGCUCGGCGGCACGGUUGGCGACAUAGAGAGCAUGCCGUUCGUCGAGGCAAUGACUCAGCUGCGCCGACGUGCGGGCAGGAACAACUUCCUCCAGAUUCACGUUUCCUAUGUGCCAGUCAUCAAUGGAGAGCAGAAAACGAAGCCUACGCAGCAGGCUAUCAAGGCGGUCCGUAGUGCGGGCCUGGUCCCAGACCUUAUUGCCUGCCGCUGCGAGAUACCUCUGGACCAAGGCGCUUUGGAGAAAAUCGCACAUCACUGCCAAGUCGACAAUGAUCAGGUCAUCAUGGUUCGCGACAUGCCCUCUAUCUACCAGGUCCCCAUGCUUCUCGAGCAACAAGGUCUCAUCAGGUCCCUCAAGAAAAUCCUGGCUCUCGAUACCCUCACAAUAUCCGAAGUCCUUACCAAGCAGGGGAAGCAGACCUGGGCGCAAUGGCAAGCCUUGACCGGAACGCAAACCCGUAACUUCCACGAUACCGUCGAAAUUGCGUUGGUGGGCAAGUAUACUGAGUUGCACGACUCCUACCUCUCGGUCAUCAAGUCGCUUGAGCACUCAGCCAUGCGCUGCAACCGCCUCCUCAAGAUCCGCUGGAUCGAUUCAGAACACCUCGAACCAAAAACGCAGACCUCGGAACCGGCCAAGUUUCAUUCCGCAUGGCAUGCCAUGUGCGAAGCCAAGGGCGUCCUCGUUCCCGGCGGCUUCGGCACCCGUGGCACAGAAGGCAUGAUUCUCGCCGCGAAGUACGCACGCGAGAACAAGGUCCCGUACCUAGGUAUUUGCCUAGGCAUGCAGAUCGCUGUGAUAGAAUACGCACGCCACAUCUGCGGCAUCACCGACGCCACCUCAGAAGAGUUCAACACGGGCGCUGCCAACAACCUCAUCAUGUUCAUGCCCGAAGUCAACAAGGAGACCAUGGGCGCAACCAUGCGCCUCGGCCUGCGCCCCACGCUCUUCCAACCAGGCAGCGAAUGGUCCCGCCUCCGGGCACUCUACCAUGGCAAAACAGAGAUCCUGGAGCGACACCGCCAUCGCUACGAAGUCAACCCGAGCUUCAUCACGCAGCUUGAGGAGAGUGGACUGUCUUUUGUCGGCAAGGACGACAAGGGCGAGCGCAUGGAGGUCGUCGAGAUCAAGGACCAUCCCUGGUAUGUCGGCGUCCAGUUCCACCCUGAGUACCUCUCGCGCGUGCUCGAUCCCAGCAGGCCGUAUUUGGGCUUUGUGGCAGCGAGCGCGGGAUUGUUGGAUGCGGUUACGCAGCAGUACCAGGAUUCGAAUGCGGAAGGUCUCGCGGCUACGCUCAAUGGUGUUGCGUUGAACGGGAGCGGGAUGUUCUAGAAGUCUGACCCUCAUGAGACCGAACGAUUUAUGCGGAUAGGUGGACAGUUUCAUUGACUUGAGUGGAUUUAUCAGGCGUUUGAAAGCACGGUCUUGCAUGGACGCGAUAUAGAAAAGUGCUAAAGUGGCGAUGGCGUAUUGUUGAUACCUCCGUGGGCUAUCACAUUGGUAGCUUGAAUAAAAGUCAAAUGUAUGUACAGGACAGAAUUAUACCAUACUCAGAC
Molecule: messenger RNA, 2025 nt
Organism: Paraphaeosphaeria sporulosa
Lineage: Eukaryota; Fungi; Ascomycota; Dothideomycetes; Pleosporales; Didymosphaeriaceae
Product: CTP synthase
Exons: 5
Coding region: 32-1801 (589 amino acids)
Biological process (GO): CTP biosynthetic process; pyrimidine nucleobase biosynthetic process
Cellular component (GO): cytoophidium; cytoplasm
Molecular function (GO): identical protein binding; CTP synthase activity
Source: RefSeq, a predicted model, not a curated record